Thermothielavioides terrestris NRRL 8126 is the source of this 1635-nucleotide messenger RNA. RefSeq lists its product as uncharacterized. The record is from RefSeq and is a predicted model, not a curated record. The coding region runs from base 1 to 1635 and encodes 544 amino acids. Gene Ontology annotation, molecular function: protein binding. The transcript has a single exon. NCBI's taxonomy places the organism in Eukaryota, Fungi, Ascomycota, Sordariomycetes, Sordariales, Chaetomiaceae.
AUGGCCUCGUUUCUCUCCCUCUCGCUUCCCCUGCACUGGAGGAUCCGGGAUGCGCUUGUCGAGAGCAACGACCUUGACCUGCCGAGCAAGCUAGCGGCGCUGAGCAGCCUGAUUAGAACCUGUCAUCUUGCCUACCACAUCUACUACGCGUCGCUGUACAGGAUUGCGCCCGUCGACUGGCCCCAACUCUCCCUGCUGUGCGGUGCGGCCAAUGGCUCACUCCGUGCGAUGGAGCACGCCGUGGCGUGUGGAGCAGACAUCAACUGGUUCGGCGACGUGGGCAUCCUGCCCGAUCCCCGGCUAGACCCCGGCGCCAGGGUCACACUGCGGCAUCUCCGGGACUCAUCAUACCCAUCGAUUCGACACAAGGGGACAGCGCUGCACCUAGCCGCCAUGAUGGGUCAGGACGAAGCCGUCGAGUGGCUCGUGGACCACGGCGCGAAGCUCAAUGCCCAGUCCCGGAGUCUCUGUGCCUGCCGCCCAGGAUGCCCGCCCCAACUACAGGCAUGGCCUGAGUCGAAAAUGUGGCAUCCCAUCCAUACCGCCCUCUGUCACGGGCAGGUCUCUACAUUCAUGACCCUGGCGAGGAAAGGGGCAUCGAUAGACGCCGUCUGCGUUGGCCGAUACCGGACGGGCCGAUACCCCACGGCGCUGCACCUGGCGGCGUAUGCCGGGAACUGGCAGAUCGUCGACUACAUCCUCGCGCAUCCGGGCGCCGAAUCGCGCGUCCGAGCGACCGUGGACGGCAAGACCGCUCUGCAGCUCGCCUGCCAGGGGCCACACCACGGCGGCACGAGAGAAGGCCGCGCAUACAUCAUGCGACGGCUAGUCCAGCACGGAGCCCGGCUGGGUGACUCUGCCGAGGAGUGCGAGGUCUUGGCUGGUUACCUCGAAGUCGGCUACUUUGGAGCAGUUGUGGACCUCCUGAAAUCCGGCGCAUACCCCCGGCUCACCUGGGACGCUUGCCGGGAGCUGCUGCAUCGGACUCUGACACCGCCUAUCACGUUUCAUCUCGACAAGGACAGAUACAGCGUCGCUUACGCCGAGCAGCGUGAGCUGGUGAGGUUUCUCGCUCAGAUGGGCGCCGACGUGAACACCUUGUGGGAGGACGACUGCGGCGGCGCCACGCCGCUCAUGCUUGCCGCCCACCCUGCCCAGCCAGACUCCGUGGCUAUCGAGAUGAUCAAGCUCGUUCUCGAGCUGGGCGGCAACCCUACGGCUACCAACCAAGCCGGCAUGACCGUUCUCCACCACUUCGUCAAGACGCUGACGGAUGAGUUUACCGUGUCCGAGGGACGAUACCUGCUGCCGCUGUUGACCCUUCAGUACCUGCUCGGGGAGGAUGUCAUGGCGAGACUCGAUGCAAGGGACUGCGAAGGGAAGACUGCGCUGGACUAUGUAUAUGACGCCUUGGACGCGGGGAUCAAGAACUCUGGAGGACAAUGCGCCUAUGCGCGGGGGAUGCCGCUGGAAGCACGGUUUGGACCAGGGCAAGCAGCGGAGCAGUGGCAGCGGCAGGCUGUGCGGUUACUUGAGGCCAUGUUGGCCCACGCCCGAGCGCCCAUCCCACCGCCGGUAUUUGCGAUAGAGACUGAGCGGCUCAAGACUGCCAGACGUCGCAUCUUUGGAGACUGA